AUGGGCGUUGCGACACGGGAAUCCGAAAGAAUAUGGACUGUGUUACAAGUAAUUUUCACCUGCAUUACUCUGUUCCAUGUUGUUUCCACGAAUGACGCUCGGACCCAUCCAAAUCAUCGAAAUAAUGUCCUCAGUAUGAAAGAUCUGACAGACCAUUGGAUCGGAAUACAGAAGUCACCUUAUACACCCUUCUCCGGAACACUAAGCCCAACAUCUGCACCCACUUCACCACCUACAUCCCUGCCACUGAGCACCAAAAAGAUUACAAAAGCAACCAAGAAGAAGAAAAAGAAAACAGAUACAAAACGAAGAUUGGACGAAGACUACAAUGAUCCGUUCUACAGAGACAGAGAAAAGUAUGCUUAUCCUGACUUCGAUUAUGAUUAUGAUUCCUUCGGUCCGAUGUACAGUCCUCCCACCGCUCAGUCACCAUAUGUAGUAAGAGGAACAGCGGCAUCACCCAAAACUAUUUAUCUCAAUUCCGCAGAGAGUCAUGAUUCUCCAGCUGUUGGAGAAGUGCUGGCGGCAACUCCAAAAGUGGCCACAUACGUUGUCCCAUCUUCAAAGAAAUAUGUGGUUCAGAGGGUGAAGUCUCAUGCUGUGUACCUCCCACCAUCGCAUCCUUCUAGGAGUGAUAUGUAUGCGUCAGCUUCCAGUCCUGGAAUGCGUAGAGUGGAUCCUCUUGACUACGAUGACAACGGGGGAGGAGGAGGAUCAUUUCUUAAUUUGGGUACACAAGAGGGAUUUCCACCGAGGCCAGUGAUGAAUAAAAUCAUUCAACCAGGUCAAAGACAGCCGUGUCAUGGUCCAGAAUGCCACCAGCACCACAAAGGACUCGUCCGUUUCUACUGGAGGAGGGUUGUGUUUCCUCCGGAUGAACCAGGAAGAGGAAGAAGAUUUAGAUUCAGAAGGCCACAGAGAGGAAGAAACCGCAGAAGACGAGUGCGCGAUAGGUCAAGAGCUCCUUCGGAUCAGAGGGAACUCUACCACUCAGAAGAAGGAGACACGCAGGAAGUAGAUGGCACUAGCAAUUAUGAUAAUGAUGAGGAAGAAGAUGAAGAAGAAGAGGACGAUGAGGAGGAGAACGAUGAAACAUAUGUCUCCAAGCGAAAAUCUUGGAAACCUGGAAAAGCUUACGGUCACAAUUUUAAUGAGGGCAAAAACUACAAUGAAGCUGAUAAAAGAAUUUACAGAGAUAAACGGUUUGCAUUCAAAAAAUGGAGGAAUGGUAAUUAA
Messenger RNA from Uloborus diversus, 1236 nucleotides. RefSeq lists its product as uncharacterized. NCBI's taxonomy places the organism in Eukaryota, Metazoa, Arthropoda, Arachnida, Araneae, Uloboridae. The transcript has 2 exons. The record is from RefSeq and is a predicted model, not a curated record. The coding region runs from base 1 to 1236 and encodes 411 amino acids.